CUACUAUCGGCGUCCGAUGUUAAUUUCAAACAGCCCCUUGCCCAGACCUUUCCCUCCUCUCCAUCGUAACAAUCAUCAUCAUCAUCAUCAUAAUUUCCCAUUUCUUCGUCGUCUUUAACGGUUCAAGGAUCUGUUUCUCACAGGCUUAUUCUGUUGGAUUUUAAGGAGCAGUGGCUGGGAACCAUGUCUCGUUUUCCUUCAAAUAUUGAUGCACAAUUGCUUCCUCAGCAAUACUUAUUACAACAUUCGCAGAGCACUAACUAUAAUCCACAUCCCAACCUCCACAUGGUUUCCUCCAAUCACCAAGGACAGCACGCCAUCUUCUCCGUUAGUAACCCUACUGCCACAAAUGCUAUCACUGCCAGUGCACAAAACAGUAAUAAUGUAAAUAUUACUAGUCCCCCUUCAUCAAACAUUCAGCAACAGCAGAAAGCAAACUUGAACCGAGUCAACCCAGCAGAACUGCGGAUGGCUGAGCAAGAUGCUUGGCGUGUCUGCCAUCCUGACUUCAAACGUCCUUUCAGUUCCCUUGAAGAUGCUUGUGAACGGUUGCUACCCUACCAUGUGGUAGCAGACUAUGAAGCAGAUGAAGAUGACAAGAUUCUGGAUUCUGAUAGUUCUGGCCAAAUGCUUUCUCGAUCACAGCAGUGGGAUCACAACAUUGCUGCUAAAGUGGCAGAGUUCACCGCCACGUUGGAGAAGCAAGUCCUUGCAUUCAAUAUAAUUUCUCGCAAGCGAGAUUUUGGGGAAUUGCGAUCGGAGGAGAAGUUGAUGAUUGAGCAGCUACUCUUGCAGGAGGAGAGGCGGGCUCUGCUUGAAAUGCGGGCAGAAAUGGACUCAAGGCAGAAAUCAGCAGGUCGAGAAACUCAGGAGUCUAACGUGCGAAUGGCAACCAUGGUUCAAGCUGAGCAAGCAGCUCGAGGAGUAGAUAUGCAUUCUCAUGCAGGGAUGCUGAUUCGAACCCCUAUCCGAGCAAGUGCUAUUGGAUCUCAAACGAACAACGUGCCUGCUGGUCAUGACCUGAGUCAGCAGGACCAGUUGACUACUACUGAGGACAUGAUUAAUGGAUGGGGUAACAACGGGGCAAAAGAUGAAAAGGAGCCAUCAGAUGAUUUCUUGAAUGAUGAGGAAACAGAAAAUGGAGACACAGCCACACAGAGCGAGUGGCGAGGUGGAGGUAACUUGGAUUUAAACUCAAGAUAGGCUUCAACUCUAGGCAUGCUAAUCAUAAAAGGUGAGGUAAAUGCAUUGCUUGUUAAACGGCUGUUCCUAUUAUGGCAAGAUGUUGGCUCAGAUGACUCUGUUUCUGAUCACAUUGCAUUGGUCUUCCGUCAUAUAUACUGCAGGAUGUUUAUCUGAUGGGGCUGUUGGUACUAGUUUAUGUUUCUGACAGAGUUUUGUUGUUUAUCUGCUGUAGUGGAAUGAACGCUUAGAUGUUUAGAUGUAGAUGGAGAUGUAUAUGUAUGCAUAUAGCCGGAGUUGAGCUCAUCGACAUUAUGCGUUUCUCCAUUAUUGCAUCUCUUCAAGUCGAACAAUCUUGGAAGACGUAGAAUUUGAUUUAGGAUAAUUCCAAAGAUGUUUUAUGGCAAUAUUGUUGUUCGAAAAUAUUUGCUAUUCCUGUCCUUCUGAAAUUUUUUUUUCAGGGGAGGGAUAUGUCAUGACCAGAUUUUUUAUUAGGACUUAGUUAGAAUUUGUUAAUUUUAUGAGGAUUAGCUGGCUAAAUUUUAAUCCUUCUCUUAGCUUUAAACAGGAAUUAGGCAAGGAAGAAUAGAG
This is a messenger RNA of Oldenlandia corymbosa var. corymbosa, 1773 nucleotides long. NCBI's taxonomy places the organism in Eukaryota, Viridiplantae, Streptophyta, Magnoliopsida, Gentianales, Rubiaceae. The record is from the annotation of a GenBank genome assembly.